This is a messenger RNA of Cannabis sativa, 879 nucleotides long. Its product is annotated as protein AE7-like 1. The coding region runs from base 210 to 677 and encodes 155 amino acids. The transcript is spliced from 5 exons. The record is from RefSeq and is a predicted model, not a curated record. NCBI's taxonomy places the organism in Eukaryota, Viridiplantae, Streptophyta, Magnoliopsida, Rosales, Cannabaceae. Gene Ontology annotation, biological process: iron-sulfur cluster assembly.
UGCUUCAAAUACAGACACCACCACCACUUUAUUAUUUAAUUACUAACACUUCAUCAUCAGACCUUUUUUAGCAAAAUUCCAAACUUGCUCAAUACGUGGUUUUCUCUCAUUGGUUAUUAUAAAAGUGAUUAGCACUAAAUUAAAUAAAUUAAUACUCAGAGACGAAACCUCGCCAGGCUCAAACCCAAGCCCCGUGAAGAGAGAGAGAGAUGACGCUGGGUCUGAUCAAUGCGAACCCAGUUGUUCACGCCAAGAAGGAAAGAGUAGCUCGAACUGAAGAUCCCCAUGCCGAUGAUGAUGCAGUUGAUCCCCUCGAAAUCUAUGAUUUCGUGAGAGAUAUUAGAGAUCCGGAGCAUCCAUAUUCGUUGGAACAGCUUAGUGUGCUUUCAGAGGAAUCGAUUACCGUUGAUGAUAAACUCGGUCGAAUUCUGAUAACUUUUACGCCAACCAUUCAACAUUGUAGUAUGGCAACAGUGAUUGGUUUGUGCCUUCGAGUUAAACUAAAGCAUUAUUUUCCACCACAUUAUAAGGUUGACAUUAAGGUGUCUCCAGGAUCUCAUGCAAAUGAAGACUCAGUAAAUAAGCAGUUAAAUGAUAAAGAAAGAGUAGCUGCAGCUCUGGAGAAUCCUAAUAUUUGCCAACUUGUGGAUGAGUGCCUUUAUUCCAAUGAACUCUGAUCAAGUAACCAUCUGUUACUCCUGUACAUGAGAACAUUAGUGGCCAUCAAUAAGAAACCACCUUUGUUAUCUUAUAAUUAUAUAAUUUUGGCUUUUUGUUCCUUAGAUAUAUUUGACUUUUUUUUUCCUUUUUUUAUGAGUAGCCUUACUGAAUAUUGCUCCACAUAAAUUUUCUCAAUAUAUACGCAACAAUUUGCUGAAA